Molecule: messenger RNA, 2971 nt
Organism: Plectropomus leopardus (leopard coralgrouper)
Lineage: Eukaryota; Metazoa; Chordata; Actinopteri; Perciformes; Serranidae
Gene: p3h1
Product: prolyl 3-hydroxylase 1
Biological process (GO): collagen metabolic process
Cellular component (GO): endoplasmic reticulum
Molecular function (GO): procollagen-proline 3-dioxygenase activity; iron ion binding; L-ascorbic acid binding
Source: RefSeq, a predicted model, not a curated record
CAGCUCCUCCUCUGUCCCCGGCCCUCAGCUCUGCUCCCGGCCGCUGCUCGCCGCUCAGCCCGGACCCUCAGCACCAUGAAGCUUCGGUAUGUUUUCCUGUUUCUCUGCAGCAUUUUCCCGCUGUGCUCCUCGGAAACAGACCAGGGCAGCCGCUUCGUCCUGGAGCCGUAUGACUUCCUUUUCGACACGGCGGUGGAAGCCUACUAUAAGGGGGACUGGCUCACUGUGAUCCUCAACAUGGAGAAGGCGCUCCGGAACAAAGCCACAGUCCGCAAUGUGAAGGCUCAGUGUCGGCUCGGCUGCGCCAACCAGACCGCCUUCGGUGAGCGGCGGUCCGGCCUGGGGGCUUCUAUCCCGGGGACCGGCUCUGUGGAGGACCUGGGCUUCUUCCAGAGAAUCCUGAAACGGGCGGACUGUGUCAACUCCUGCGAGACGGAGAAGCUGGGCUCUCCGACUCUGCACCAAGUCAGUGAAGAAGUGGAGCUGGAGUUCACAAAGAGGACUCCCUACAACUACCUGCAAGUGGCUUAUUUCAAGAUCAAUAAGCUGGACAAGGCUGUGGCAGCUGCCAACACAUUCUUCCUGGCCAACCCGGACCACAUGGAGAUGAGACAGAACCUGGACUACUACAGGAUGAUGGCAGGAGUACAGCCGGAGGACUUCAAAGAUUUGGAGGCCAGGCCACAUAUGGCUGACUUCCUGCUGGGGAAGAGUUACUACAGCGACGACUCUUUCGGGCUGGCGGCUGAUCACUUUGAAUUGGCCGUGGAUGAGUACUUAACUGCUGAUAAGGAGUGUCGAGCACUGUGUGAGGGAGCCUACAACUACGACGGCUACAACUACAUGGAGUACAGUGCCGACCUGUUCCAGACCAUGACAGACCACUACAUGCAGGUACUGAACUGUAAGCAGCACUGCGCAGUAGAGUUGGCCUCGACUGCUGGUAAAAACAAGCCCUUUGAGGACUUCCUCCCCUCACAUUUCAACUACCUGCAGUUCUCCUACUACAAUAGUGAGAAGUAUGAAAAGGCCAUAGAGUGUGCUAAGACCUUCCUGUUGUUCCACCCUGAAGAUGAGGUGAUGAACCAGAACCUGGCUUAUUAUUCUGCCGUGCUUGGUGAAGACAAGGCAGAGACUAUAUCAGCGAGACAGGGGGUGAAACAGUACAUCCAGCAGUCCUUACUGGAGAAAGAGCUGCUCUACUUUGGAUAUGAAGCCUUUGGAAUCACCUUUGUAGACCCAGACACAUGGACUCCUGAAGACAUCAUGCCCAAGAAACUGAAAGACAAACAGAAAGCUGACAGAGAGACUGCAGCCAGGAUCACAGAGGAAAUAGGAAACCUAAUGAAGGAGAUAGAGACUCUGGUUGAGGAGAAGAAGAAGGACUCUUCCGAUCUAGCCAUGAUGAUAGCGCCGCAGGAAGGUGGUGCUCUGUUGUAUGAUGACAUCAAGGUGACCAUGACGUCCAAGCAACUGAACGGCUCGCAGCGGGUGCUGCUGGACGGGGUGAUCAGUGAUGACGAGUGCAGGGAGCUGCACCGCCUCUCCAAUGCUGCGGCUCAGAAAGGUGACGGCUACAGAGGGCGCCCCUCCCCCCACUCCCCCAGUGAGACGUUCCAGGGAGUCACUGUCCUGAAGGCUAUCAAGCUCGGACAGGAGGGGACGGUUCCUCUGAAGAGCGCUCGUCUCUUCUUCAACCUCAGCGAGAAGGUGAAGAAGGUUCUGGAGUCGUACUUCCGCCUGGAUUCUCCGCUCUACUUCUCCUACUCCCACCUAGUGUGUCGCUCCGCCAUCGAUGAGAAGCAGGAGGACCGUGAGGACCUGAGUCACCCUGUUCAUGUGGACAACUGUCUGCUGGUCUCUGAGCUUAACGAGUGCAUAAAGGACCCUCCUGCAUACACACACAGAGACUACAGUGCCAUCCUUUAUCUAAACGAUGACUUUGAGGGAGGAGAUUUCAUUUUCACUGAGCUGGAUGCUAAAACUGUCACGGCCGAGGUGCAUCCACGGUGCGGCCGUGUGGUCGGGUUCGGAGCGGGGAAAGAAAACCCCCAUGGUGUCAGAGCUGUCUCCAAGGGUCAGAGGUGUGCUGUGGCGCUUUGGUUCACCCUGGAUCCUGCUCACGAGGAAAAGGAGAGAAUCCAAGCUCAGGAAAUGCUCAAGAUGUUUUCUACCCCUGUGGAUGCAGAGUUUAUCAAAAAGGAGGUGAGUGACUCCUCCGAGCCUCCAGUGACAACAGCAGAAGCUCCUGCACAGGCUGAUCCCCAAAAAACAGAUGAGAAACCAGCUGAUACACAGGCUGACAAACCAGCCGAGCCACCAAAGGACAAAGCAGAGGCAAAACCAGUCAGCAAAACAACGACAGGCACUAAAGCCAAAGCUUCUCCCAAAUCAAAAGACAAAGCUGGAGACCAAGCAAAGACAAAGACAGCUGACAAAGUCAAAGCUGACGUUAAGAAAGAUGGAAAACAGACGGGUAAAACACAAACCAAGCAGGGGGUCAAAAAGGACGCAAAACCAGCUGCAAAAAAGACAGUUAAAGUUGUUGCCAAGAAGGACUCCAAAGCAGCUCCAGCUGACUCCACGUUGGCCUCGGACUCUCAGAACCGCAAGGAAGAGCUGUGAUCAGCCAGCUCCUGGGACUGUGUCUGCGUGCUGUCUAUUUUUUAUUUUCUACAAGGUCCUCUCUGUGUGUGGUUGAGUGAAAGGUUGAAAUCACUGCUUGAGUUUGUGACAAUCAAAGUGACAAUCUGCUAGAAUGCCCAAAUCCAGCUUUGUUUGACAUCUAAAGCUUUGUAUCUGUGUAGGUGGUGCCUGUUUUCAUCUCACUUUGAAUUCUCUUUAUCUUCUUUUAUUUGUGAUGUCAUGUGGUGAAGCCAAGCACAGCGGGGUGAGCAAGUGCCCAAACUUCCUGUUGAAAAAACCUCAAAUCAGCUGUGUGAAUUAUUGAAAUAAAAGUGUCCUUUGUAAA